UCAAAUCAAAGCUUAAUAUUAAGCAUAUUUUGUUUAUAAUGUGUAAUGACUGAUAUGGUGAAGGACAGUUGAAUAGCCGUGGAAGGAGUCUCCAGUGUCAGAACCUGGAGGUGGUGAGAGAAUGUGUUUACAGCUGCUAUAACAGGAGCUAAGAUAAAAAUAUCACUUUGAUUUGUUAAAAAAAUCACGAUGUGUUGCUCGUUAAUGCAUUAAAACUUGGCAUUGUUGGCAGAUUUCUAAGGUGCAACAGGAAUAAAACACUUCAGGAUGGAUUCUUUUCUUUAACCGCACACGCUGUAGUGUUUUAUUCCGUAAACCUUAUUUGAUACACAUUAAAAAAAAGUACAGAUGACUAUAUAAAUCACCAGCAGAUCACCCGAAACUCCAAACCUGCCAACCAAACAGUGAUGUAAUCAAGCAGAGGUGAUGAACUACGCAGCCUGUGGCAGCCAGGCGUAAUUAGACUGUAUGAUAUGUGGACAGAAAACGCUCUGAGAAGAAUCUGAGAAGCGAUCAAAGCUUUUUAUAGAGUCAGUGCAGUGAUUCAGAGGCAGUGAUGAGAAAGUGCUAAACAAAGCAAGGCAUUGAUAUAAUCUCUCUCCUCAAGGUCAGCAAGAGGGGAAUUUGAAAUGCCAUAAGAUAGGACUACAGAGUCGUGCUGGAAACAUAAUGAGACGGCGAAUGUGUGCAGGAGAGACGCUCGUAUAAGUGAGGUUAAUAGCAGGCAGUAAUGGCAUAUCGGCUUGUAGGAGGGAAACACAGGAAUCGACAUGAUUAGAGAGCGUGACCUGGCAUCCUCGGGAGAGCUGAAAAGUCCUGAUCUUGCAUACCAAGGAUCCAAGAGGGAAUCUCAGCUUCGCCAGACUCUCAAGGAACAUCCGUUGUGGAAAUUACUCUGAAAACUCUUCUUACUUUUGGAUUGGAUUGGAUUCUUUGCAGCCUUCUAUCUUCACACACUGUUUUUUUUUUUUUAGUUUAAUGAAAUCCUCCUCAUGGGAUAAAAUGUUUAGAGUUGAACUGUGAUUCACUUGAAGAAAAUGUUCUUAACCGACUGUCAGGUCUGUUUGAUUUGAGGAUUUGAAGAUAAAUAUGAUAUUAAGGCAUGCCGGCGUGCUUUUGAGACUUGCGAAUUGAAGAUUUUGGCAGAAUAACAAGCCUGACUUUCAAGGUUUUCUCACCUGAGGCUUGUGUCAUUGUCAAGGAUACGAUCAUGGUGAUGUCGCAGGGUACCUACACUUUCCUGGCUUGUUUUGCUGGAUUCUGGCUGAUUUGGGCCCUUAUUGUAAUGGUUUGCUGCUUCUGCAGCUUUGUGCAGCGUAAACUGAAGCGCCGGCGUGAGGAGAGGCUGAGGGAGCAGUGUCUCAGGGCCUUGGAGAUGGAGCCUUUGGAUUGUACAGGAGCACCGUACCCUCUGAGAGAACCAUCUCAGUUCUGUCCACCACCUCAAAUGAUGUCUCCACAGCUGCCAGUCACUCACACCAUUCCUCAAGGGAGCUGGACACCACCACCAGCUACCAUCCUCCCUGUGGAUAACGACGCCUGUGGGAAGCCGCCUUGCUACGAGGAGGCCGUUCUGAUGGAGGAUCCUCCUCCCCCUUACAGCGAGGUCCUUGCCGAUCCCAGAGGUGGAACGUACACCAAACCCGUACUGAGAUCCUCCAGGGAGCACCAGGACUCCGAGACCAGAAAGAUGGCCCCUGUGACGGUGUUUUCCGAGCGAGGCUAUUCGUCGCUCAUCCGCUUGCCCUCGGCCAGACGCUGGGACUCGCUGGACCACCUGCUCUCCAACGUGGACCUUAACCACUCAAGCAUGGCGCUGGAGCCGCAUGCUUCGGCCAUGGCCACAAUGCCCCGUGAUGGGCGUGUUCACAUGGACUUGGGUCUGCGUAGCCUUCGGCCUCUGGACCACAGCUACGGCCUGCCCACUGCUUUCCCUCUGCUGGGACGAAGCACGGCGGUGUGAACCGUCCUGUGGACCACUGUGUGACUUUUUCGAGGAAAAUCAUCAGCCCUUCAUGCAGGGUUUUUUUUCAGUGUGUGCGAUGAUUCAGUAAGAAAAGUUUCUCUGAAGGACUCUUUAUCUCUUCUUCUCAGGAUGAAGAAUAUGUAUGACAGAUGUAUUUCUCCAGCUCUUUUUUUUUCUUUCUUUCUUUCGCUGUGUGGCGUCCCUGCCUGAUGCAGAGCCGUAGCUAUUAUGUGAGCAUUGUUGCCAUGGUUCCUGGGCCUCUCUUCUUCCCUUUUUUUCCUCCUCGACAGCCUUGGACUGAUGUAACAUAAGCUGGAUUUGAAAUUCUGUUUUGUAAACUAGAUACAGCACAGGGCCACGGCAUAGCAAAACAUUCAUGGUCUGUACUGUAGCCAUAUCCAAGCCUGGGAGUCGGAGUGCGUCAGACCGGCGACUUAAACGAACAGCCGCUCGACUCUGAGCGUUAUUAAUGUUUUGUGAGAAGAUUCAUCACUCCUUCUGGCUUUCGUUCGACAUCUUUUUCAGGAAUUAGUUCACUUUGCAUACUGUACUGUUUAAUCAAACGAGGUUUCUUUUCUUCUUUACAACAUCAACGGGAUGGUUUUGUAAAAAAUAAUAAAUAAUGAUAGCGAUUAUAAUAAUAAUAAUAAGAAUCCUAAGCAACUAUCCUGGUGCAGUCUGACUCUCAGACGAGGUUCAUCAUGCUGCUCAAGCGUACAAAGUGUACUGUAUAAACUGUGAAAAAUGACCUUGCUGCUCUGACAAGGUAAUGAAAUGGUGAACUUUUUUUUUUUUUUGGAGGAUCUAGUCCAUAUAAAGGUAAAACGUUCUUCAGGAUAAUGGCACGCGCUACAAGAAGAAUUUGAACAGAACAAUUUGAUGAGCGUCUGGUGUCUUCAUUUGCUUGAAACAUCUCUUGUGGCUUUUAAUUCAUUAGCACAUGCGGGUAAAAAGAGAGACAGCCAUCGAUUUUUUUUUGUGUUUAAAAACUUUUAUACUGACGCAUUUUUCAUGUCCCGGUUUGUUUCCCAGACUGAUCACAUGGUUACAACGAAACCUCACUUAAAGAAUGUGAAUUAAAAUUCAGAAGCAUU
Hemibagrus wyckioides is the source of this 3060-nucleotide messenger RNA. Its product is annotated as proline-rich protein 7. The transcript has 3 exons. The record is from RefSeq and is a predicted model, not a curated record. Lineage: Eukaryota; Metazoa; Chordata; Actinopteri; Siluriformes; Bagridae. The coding region runs from base 1211 to 1963 and encodes 250 amino acids.